AGAGAGAGAGAGAGAGAGAGAGAGAAGGAAGGAGGGAGAGGGAGAGGUAGCAGCGAGAGCGAGGGUGUCAAGGGAACCCGCUGCUGGCUCUGAGUAAAUCGCCGUGUUGCGAAAGCAUGAUUCUCUGUUCCAAACGCUCUCGCGCCGGGUGCAUGUACCGCCCAAUCUUACAGUGCCUCAUCGUCAAUUUUGUGUUAACCUUUCUUGUGUAUUUUUUUGCGGGAUUUUUCGGAAACACAAAACGCGUCUCAUCAUCCUGGAAUAUCGAGUAGAUGAAAAUAAAAAAAAACGAAAUUUUCCCCACUGUCACUGGCGAGGUCUUCAGCUUCAUGCAAUCGCAUUCGGUCGCUGGUUCGUGGAGUACGGAGAUAGCCCUCACUUCAUGCGAGUACUGCAACGUUUGUGACAGUCUUUGCAAAGCGACCAGUGGUUGGUCUACCUGCGCUCCAAGGCUCUACUGUGAACAUAUGUUUUACUCGUGUUGGCAUAAUGUGUAUGGAGACCAAAAGGGCUGCGAAGACCGAAUCCCUAUCCACAUGAAGGGAGGCAGGUCCUUGAUGACAACACACCCUCAUUUAGUAUCCACAGUGUACCCAGAUCAAGCCACAGCAGCAUCCUGCACGCACAGCUACAGAAAACCGCAUGCUGCAUCCUGUAAUUAUCAGGGGAUCACUUGUACACAGAUGCCUGCAAGCAUAAAUGUGAUUGAUCCAAAGCUUCAGAAUGCUCCGCUGGAAUUAAAAGAAUUCUUGACAUGUUUGUUAUGUCGGUUUGGUGGCAGAGCAUUUCCUUUCGACCAGGCCUUCGCUCGCAAGCACAGCCAGUCUCCCAAGCAACCAUAUCCUCUAAGGAGCAGUAUCCUCGGGCAUUUUAGGGGUGACAUUGCCGUGAGGAAAUCCAUUUAG
Molecule: messenger RNA, 905 nt
Organism: Penaeus monodon (black tiger shrimp)
Lineage: Eukaryota; Metazoa; Arthropoda; Malacostraca; Decapoda; Penaeidae
Exons: 6
Coding region: 273-905 (210 amino acids)
Source: RefSeq, a predicted model, not a curated record